This is a messenger RNA of Osmerus eperlanus (European smelt), 3486 nucleotides long. RefSeq names its product ran-binding protein 3-like. The record is from RefSeq and is a predicted model, not a curated record. The coding region runs from base 538 to 2259 and encodes 573 amino acids. Gene Ontology annotation, cellular component: cytoplasm; nuclear pore. Gene Ontology annotation, molecular function: GTPase activator activity. The transcript is spliced from 17 exons. Lineage: Eukaryota; Metazoa; Chordata; Actinopteri; Osmeriformes; Osmeridae. Gene Ontology annotation, biological process: protein export from nucleus.
AGAUGGCUAGCAAAAUAUAUGACUAACUAAGCUAUUUUGACAGUUCGUCUACCAACUCCUUUGUUUACGUUAGGCUAACUGUAUUACCCAAGAAGUACAACUAGCCAAUCUGGGUCACAUAUCUAACGUACGCCAACGAAUAUUGUAGCUAAAUGAUGUCAAUUUAUGGCAUGUGAGGGUGUUAGACGUUAGACAUCAUCUUCAUGUUGUCGCUACCACCGCUCUGUCCCUUCAUUGUUUAGUGUGAGCUAGAACGUGGACAGAUAGCUUUAGGUGCCCAAGCCAAUAGCUGUCCAGCGUUGAGGCAAGAGCCUACGGAGUUUUGGUCAGAGCAGCGUUGAAGCCUACUUCACCGGGCUACAUGCAUUGUUAAUGUAACUAUUGCAUGUCUACCAUUCCACACAGGCUUAACCUGUUCCAUUUCUCCAGGCCCAUUCAACUGCCGUGCCCUGUUCUAAUAUUUCCUGUGGGCCCGGGGUGUGUGUGGGAGAGAGAGAGAGAGAGAGAGAGAGAGAGAGAGAGAGAGAGAGAAUCGACAUGUGGGAUCAGAGGUCCCACCAACCAGCCAUAAGAGGCUUAGACACCUCACACGUCCAAAUGAAAGUGAGGAGAUUAAUAGUAAGGUAUGGUGUGAACGUCAGAGCUAAAGGAGAGAAGAAGCAGAGAAAAAGAGGGAUUGGAGAGGAAGAGAGAGGAGGUCUAGGUUGUCCAGACUGGAGAGAAGGAACAGAAGUGGUGGCAGUGAGAAUGGAGGACGACCAGGAGAAGCCAGCCUUAACCCCACCUGUGUUCGUCUUCCAGAAAGACAAAGCCCAGAAGAGGCCAGCAGAGGGAUGCAGUGCAGAGGAUGGAGGAGACUCUACAAGAGAUGACAGGAGUUACUGUCCGCCAGUCAAGAGGGAGAGGACCUUGUCUCUAAACCAGAACUCAUCCUCACACUCAGAGGAGAAAACAGGAGGAUUUCGCCUGAAGCCUCCUACUCUGAUCCAUGGCCAGGCACCCAGUGCAGGUGUUCCCAGCCAGAAGCCCAAGGAGGAGCACCAUCGUAGUGUCCUCCGACCAGCAGUCCUACAGGCCCCCACCAGCACCACGCUACCACACACAGGUGUGAACAGCGGGACCAACGGUGUGAACUGCUCAUCGGAAACCCCCGCCGUCUCCCACGGCGACACCGACGACCACGCCUGCAGCACGGACGACACGCACGUGUCCCGGGAGUGUAAGAGCAGGAGUGAGAGCCAGAGAGGGAGAGGAGGGAGGGUGGAGAGGAAGGAGAGGAAGGAGCCCCCUGCGGAGUUUGUGUUUGGACAGAACGUUAAGGACAGAGCCAAGGUGGACGACUGCAGCGAGUCAUCAGACAGUAAAGACAGUGGUGUGUCAGCAGACCCUCCUCCAGGAGAGACAAACUACUUCCUGCAGUACAUCAGCACUCCCAGCUCCCAGACUGCCGCCCCCGACUCAGACUCUUCGGCCAAGUUCGUGUUUGGGCAGAACAUGUCGGACCGGGUCCUGAGCCCUCCAGCAGAGGGCAGCACGGAGCCGCUUGGCCCCGCCCCCGGACAGCCCCGCCCUCCAGAGCGCAGCAUAGAGAAAGAGCCCAGUGCGGCGGUGGAGUCGCUGGAGGCUUCCGCGGCGGCCUACACCAAGGCCACGGCACGCCACUGCCUGCUGGAGAAGGUGGAGGUGAUCACGGGAGAGGAGGCGGAGAGCAACGUGCUGCAGAUCCAGUGUAAGCUGUUUGUGUUUGACAAGCUGUCCCAGUCAUGGGUGGAACGAGGCAGAGGGCUGCUCAGGCUCAACGACAUGGCCUCCACGGACGACGGGUCUCUGCAGUCCAGGCUGGUGAUGCGGACCCAGGGCAGCUUGCGCCUCAUCCUGAACACCAAGCUGUGGGCCCAGAUGCAGACAGAGAAGGCCGGAGAGAAGAGCCUCCGUAUCACAGCCAUGGACACGGAGGACCAGGGCCUGAAGGUGUUCCUCAUAGCGGCCAGUUCUAAGGACACAGGCCAGCUGUACGCCGCACUGCAUCACCGUAUACUGGCCCUCCGGAACCGCUCGGAACAGGACCCGGAGCCCCGCCCACCCCUGCCCCCUGGCCACGCCCCUCAGUCCAAUGAGGAUGACAGCGACGAGGACCGUGCCCUCAACCACGCCCCUGCUGCCACGACGACAGGCGCCGCCCCUAAUGCCACGGAGACGGGCCCUUCCGCCGGUGGUCUGUCUGAGGGAGCUGUGCCCCAGACCAGUGGCAGUUCGUAGCGCCAGCCCCCCCCCCACACCCGCUUUUGUGCUACAAUAGCCAGGACCCCUUCAGGCAUCUGUGUGGACACCUAGAUCAGGGUCUUGAAGGGGUCCUUACGGGGGUAGCACAGGCGGUCCCAAGACGGCCUGGAUUCACCUCCCUGACCCCCGACAGGGCUUCUGUCACAAACACUAAUGCUGCCAUGUUUAUAAGAGCUACAGCCCAGGAUCAGGUGGGGUCUACGUGCACACACAAGUACACGCACACACUAAAAUGCACAAAAACACGCACACACACAUUCAAACGCACACAGGUACACAAAAACACACAUACGAACACACACAUUCUACUACUGUAGAUGGUUAACUCAUCUAACUCUGCAGAUAUCUCUAAUAUCAGCCAUAUCUCUAGAGAUAUCCUUGACAUCUCAAGAUAUAUCUCACUUGUUUCUAAUGUAUUUGUCAUAUCUCUGGAAAUAUAUCUAAUAUUACUGUAUUAUCCCUAUCUUUAUUUCUUUUCCACUUUCCAGAUAUAUCUUUAGAUACUCACAUUUCUUUUAUCUCUAGUAUCUGAGAUACCUGUUGUCUUGGUUACAUAUCUAAGAUAUUGUAUAAAGGUGUACUGCUUUCAUGUUCUACAAGCCUUUGAUGUGAAAAUUUGUAUUUUUGACUACAUAAAAACAUACGAAGAAAAAGUUCCAAAAAAAGUACUUAGACACAUUGUUGUUUAAAAUGUAUAAAUCCUAUAAUAUGUAUAUUAUUGAACGAGAAGCCUUUUCAGUGUAGAAAAAAAUACAAAAUAUCCAAAUUUUCCUUAUUUUGUACUCUUCACUUAAGACAGUAGAAUCUUCAAUGUUGACUGUUUUGUCUAGUGUUCCAUUCUAGACAGUAGAAUCUUCAGUGUUAAUUGUUGGUCUUUAUUGUUCCAUGUUUUUGCUAUUAUGUUCUGUCUGGGCUGAUGUAGCAAACAUGUAGGAAGACAUACGUGUUUAGAUGACAUACAUGUGCCAGGAACAGUCCUCAUUGUGAAUGUAUGAUCUCCUAUGGAGCCUCAGUGCUCUCCAGCACUUUCCCUUCACUGUCUGUGCGACUGUGAUAAUACUAGAACUGUUCUCCCAUCAAUAUGAAUUUAAUAUGAGCAAAUGCUGGGGCUGGAUCUAGAGUUAGGUAUUGUUAACUAGUCAUAAUCCAAUUCUAUGUAGAAAAAAAAAAGAAUCUUAUGUAGACCAACAGUCAAUAGACUAA